AUGUUGGAGAAGAAGAGAUGGAUUCUUGGCUUGCCAAUGUACAGCUACAGUUCUGUGGGUCACUUGGUUGUGGUUGCAGAACAGCACACACACAUAUAUAGAGAAGUAGCUGAAAGAGGUUUGGCUUAUCAGUAUGGGGAAGAAAGAGCAGGCCGCUAUUGCUUGGAAGCAGCAUGGGAAUGGAGAUCGCCGCGAUCGGGCGAUUGGUUUUCCUCGCUCGCCAUCUCCUCCCUCCCCAAAAUCGUCUCCCGGGACCCUUAUCAGAAUCCCAUCGGUUCGUCGGAAUCGACUCCGCGGGCUCACCCUCUGUCAUGGAUAGUUUUGAACAUCGACGCCAAGCCGUACACCGACCUCGCUACCGGCAACGCUGAUCCUGACUUUUCCCGUGCUUUCAGAAGUCCUAUCAACAUGUUUGGUAUGCAUGUGGAGGAGUGGCAAGGAAUGUCUUCUGAGUGUAUGUCAAAACUUGGAACUAGACAUUUCAUGAUCUGUGAUUUGUUUUUUUUGCAACAUUUAUAUGGUGCCUUUAUUUAUGACGAUAAUUUUUUCUGUCUAAAUAAAAGAGAGAUGCUGCUAUGGUACUGGAAAUCUGUUGGACUUUUACAUGGUGCCUUUAUUUAUGGCGAUAACUUUUUUUCUGUCUAAAUAAAAGAGAGAUGCUGCUAUGGUGCUGGAAAUCUGUUGGACUCUCUAUGGCGAUAACUUUUAGAUGCAUUUCCAAAUAAACACUGCAGCUUUUUAUUAUUUUUAUAUUCUUGAUCAGCCUCAUAGUCAUAUUCAUAUUGCUGAAGUGUCACAUUUAUUUUUUUUAUAUUCUU
Messenger RNA from Musa acuminata subsp. malaccensis (wild Malaysian banana), 818 nucleotides. NCBI's taxonomy places the organism in Eukaryota, Viridiplantae, Streptophyta, Magnoliopsida, Zingiberales, Musaceae. The record is from RefSeq and is a predicted model, not a curated record.